AAAGUUUUAGGUUUUGUUUACUGUCUGCAAAUAUUAAUAAAAUAUUUGCAUUUGUAUAAUUAUUGGAAAUGUUUGUUACAGUUUUCCGAUAAUUUUUAACCUGAUUUUGUAGUUCUGUGUGAAAAAAUAUGUGAAUGACAACUUGAAAAUUGAUUUUACGCAUUUGACAAAAAAUUUUAAUAAAAGACUUUGACCUUCAAAUUAAUGGGGGUUUACAUUAAAAAAACAGAGCAAAAAAUGAAAGAUAGUUUAGACGUUCGCAAAAGAGUUGCAAUUUUACCAAAUAUGAGCGUCAAAGUUUACUUGGAAAUUUAAUGAAUUUUCUUUACCUCUACUCUAUAACUGUGUAUAACUUUGAAUUUUAAAUUGAAAACCUUGGUUUUGCGACUUGUCUUGAAAAUAAUCAUUCAGUCCAACAUACAAUGAAUAUUCUUCGUUUAACCGGCGAUCAAUUGCGCCUAUUUGCAGUUGUUUUACUUUUAAUUAAAAUUAUUAAAACACGAAGUUGUACAGGUAUAAGUGGCAAAACUCAAAUUUUACUUGCUCUGCAAUGUACUACUCGAUAUUUGGAUCUAUUUACUUACUUUGUUUCUACUUAUAAUACUUCUAUGAAAAUAUUGUUUUCAUUAAUCAGCUAUUUUACGCUUAUAUUAAUUUAUAUUGUCUACAAAAAGACAUUUGAACGUGAACAUGAUACAUGCAGGAUAGAGUACAUCCUGACCCCAGUUAUGAUGCUAGCUCUUUUAGUUAAUCAUGAAUUUUCAGCUAUAGAAAUCCUAUGGACUUUCAGCACUUACUUAGAAUCAGUGUCUUUAAUUCCACAAUUAAUGUUUAUAAUAAAAAAAGGAGAAUUUGAUGGAGCAUUGUUAGUUUAUUUGUUUUGUAUGGUUUCAUACAGAAGUAUUUUUUACUUAUCGAAUUGGAUAUAUCGAUAUUAUUACGAAGGAUAUUUUGAUAUAAUUUGUAUCAUAGCCGCUCUGGUAGAGGGAAUUGUUUUUAUAUACUUCUUUAUUCGAUGUGUUUAUUCGAUUAAACGUAAAGAGACGUAUCAGAAGAAUCUGAAGUUAAUACUAAAUUCACCAGAGAAUUUUAUAAUCAAUGAUAAAAUAUUAAAAGAGGGAAAAAACCUGGAAACAUCUAGUAAAAAAAAUGAAAAAGUACCACUGAACUUUGAUAAUUUGAAUAUCAAUGAAUUACCAGCGGUUCACAAUUUUAAAAUUGAAAAAUAAAUUAAAAUUCAAAUUUUAAUAAGGAAACAUUGAUUCGAAAUUAUCGUUCACUGAAUUUCACUCUUUUCUCUAUUUUUAUAUUUCCGAAUUUCUUAACUACAGAAAAAUACUUCCAGUCUUCAAUGAGUCAACUAUCGACACAUUCACUUUAUUUCAUAAUCGAACUAAAAUUAAGAAAACUGUAAAUUAAUUUUUUAAAUAAACUUUUGUUUUUUCGAUUAAUAAAAUACAAA
Leptopilina boulardi is the source of this 1462-nucleotide messenger RNA. RefSeq names its product ER lumen protein-retaining receptor 2-like (gene KdelR). The transcript is spliced from 5 exons. Gene Ontology annotation, cellular component: endoplasmic reticulum; membrane; cis-Golgi network. Lineage: Eukaryota; Metazoa; Arthropoda; Insecta; Hymenoptera; Figitidae. The record is from RefSeq and is a predicted model, not a curated record. The coding region runs from base 423 to 1229 and encodes 268 amino acids. Gene Ontology annotation, molecular function: ER lumen protein retrieval receptor activity. Gene Ontology annotation, biological process: protein retention in ER lumen; endoplasmic reticulum to Golgi vesicle-mediated transport.